AUGACUGAUGCUAGCAAGGAUUUCAAGUUCACUUUGAAAGUGAUGAUCGACAAGAAGAAAGAGAAGGUGCUCUUUGCAGAAUCCGACUGCCAAUUUGUAGAUGUUCUGCUGAGCUUCUUGACUUUGCCGCUUGGAAGAAUUAUCAAAGCCCUCAAUGAACACUAUGUUAAUGCGCCCAUCAUUGGAAGCCUAACCAAUUUGUACCGUAGCUUAGCAGGCAUUGACAACGCUGACUUUGUCACGGACGAUGCUAAGGAGAUUCUGCUCAAUCCAAGAAGUCCAUUUGAAGCUGAAUAUGGAAUGCUAAAGCUGAGUAUCACUGAUUCUCAGCCUACUAAAUAUUUACGGUGUGCCUGCGGUAAUAGCUCACAUACUGUAAGCAUAUACUAUGACCAAGUUAAAUGCCAAAAAUGCCCAUCAAGUUAUGUUGUGAAGAUAGAUCUACCGAUAAAAGAGUCUAAAGUUUGUGAAGGAGUUUUCACUGCAAACAGAUCUUCUUUCAUCAUCUCCGAUGAUCUGCAGAUAUUUCCGAGUGUUACAGGUAUCUGUCAUAUCGUCAGCCUACUUGGCAUUACAAAUAUGGACGAGGCUGAGGCGUUUGAUGUGAAGAUAGGCUUCAAUCAGAUUAUGAAUUUGCUGAUGGGGUCCUUCGUCUCCCAAACUCCGUUGUCGUACUUCCUUCUAAAUAGAACAAUUUUGCCUCUUGGUUUGGAGCAGACAUCAGUUAUUCCUGAUGAAUUUCAAGAAAAGGUAGGGGCUGAGAAGAUGGUUUUGAAGGUGUUUAUACAAAGAUCUAAGAGUAAGGUAUUGUAUGCUCUUGCUGAGGAUGAUUUUGUUGAGUUUCUCUUUACUUUCUUCGUCAUCCCAUUGGGAGGAGUUGAGCACCUUCUUGAGGGUAAGACUUGUAUUAAGGCUAUAGACAACUUGCAACGGAGCGUUGCUGACCUUAUUGGAGACAGGUAUUUCAAUAGCCCGGUUAUGAAAAGUAAACUAAUGAAACCUAAUCUGGUUCAUGGUUCCAUCUCCGAACACCAUCUUUUCCCCCUUAGUCAAGAAGGCAUGAAUCCUAACAAACAUGAAAAAUUCAAAUUUUCUUCCCUUGCCUUUCCGAAAGGUCAGGGUAGAUAUCUUGAGGGACCAAUAGCUUAUAUGGUGACGGAUGAUUUAACCGUGAAUCCUGUAUGUAUCCAUUCAGCGAUUUCCUUUCUGCGUGAGAAGAAUAUCCCUAUGUCUGAUGUCAAAGAAAUAGAGGUGCAAGUUGGAUUAAAAGAGGCAUUAAGCAUACUGAGAGCGUCUCUUACGUCCACUUCUGCUCUCACUGAUGCUCUGCUCAAUUCCAUGCCGAUCAAACAACCAAAGACGGAAGCCUGA
Molecule: messenger RNA, 1371 nt
Organism: Salvia hispanica
Lineage: Eukaryota; Viridiplantae; Streptophyta; Magnoliopsida; Lamiales; Lamiaceae
Source: RefSeq, a predicted model, not a curated record